Rana temporaria (common frog) is the source of this 4517-nucleotide messenger RNA. RefSeq names its product zinc finger translocation associated (gene ZFTA). Bases 176 to 3553 code for a protein of 1125 amino acids. Gene Ontology annotation, biological process: negative regulation of DNA-templated transcription. The record is from RefSeq and is a predicted model, not a curated record. The transcript is spliced from 6 exons. NCBI's taxonomy places the organism in Eukaryota, Metazoa, Chordata, Amphibia, Anura, Ranidae.
CCCACCCACAACGUCGUUGUCCCCGCCCCCCUAGUCCUGUGCGGCGCUCUCCGGUAGGUGACACCGUCCUUCCCUUCGUGUCAAGUGAAGGCCCCGCCCUCCCCCGCUUAUCACGGGGGGCCCCGCCGCGUCUGUACCGUUCACGUUCCUGCAGGAAGAGCGCGGACAGACGUAAAUGGAGCAGGCGAAGGAGGAACGCACGUCAGGGGACAUGGAGAGCGAAGAAGACGCGGAGCUGACGCUAGGAACCAACACCACCUCGGGCACAGAGUCUCCAUCGAGGAGCGGGAGCAUAGACCAUGAUAGUCCGAGGAUGAUAGGGAAGGAGGAGGAGGCCGCAGGGGAUUCAAGCUCAAUAGAUGUCUUGUAUCCAGAUCCAUCAGAUUCAUUUACCGGUGGGCUUUUCCCAGGUUCCACCUCUUUUGACUGGAGUUCCCCAGAUAGUAGUGGAGAGGGGAGAAACCCUGAAGGAGGGCAAGAGAACUGCGAGGAGCGGGCUUCCCGGCCAGGGAACAGUCGCAUUCCUGGAAAAGACCACCGGCGUUACUAUCACAGUCACUGGAGGCUUGAGUAUUUGAUGGACUUCAAUGCACGUUCUCAUAGCAUGAUCUGUAUGGUGUGUGGCAGUUCCCUGGCCACCUUGAAACUCAGCACCAUCAAACGACACAUUCAGCAGAAACACCCCUAUUCCCUCACUUGGACUCCCUGUGAAAAGGAGGUCAUCAUUGGUGGCUGGGAUGCCCAUCUAUGUGUUGAUGCUCAGACCCUUACAGGAGGCGAAGAGCAGGGGGCAGAUGAUAAUACAGUUACACCUGGUCCAAAAAAGAAGCGUCGUCGUCUUCCUCUGGCAUCAAAAGGAUCAUGGCGUCCUCUAGGAUCUGAAGUUUCUCUGCCUCCACCUCCAGACAGAAGCCAAAUAGAACAGUACAUGAAUGAGUCCUUUAAACAAUGGUUACGAUUAGAGUUUUUGAUGGAUUAUGAUUGUCAAGGGGACACAUUGUAUUGUAUGAUGUGUUCAACAGCCUUACCAACUCUUAGUAUUAACGAUAUUAAAAAUCACAUAUUAGACAAUCAUCCCACAUCCAUUUAUUUCAACACUGCACAGAAAGGUAUUAUAGUAGAGUCAUGGAUAAAUCGUAAGGAGGCUCCAGAAGAGAUUGUAGAUGUUGAGGAUGAAAUGGAUGAAGAUGAGGAAGAAGAAGAUGCAGAGGUUGAUCUGACAAAAAAUUAUUUAGACGAAGAGGAUUAUUUGGUAGAGGAAAUGAUUACAGAACCAAGACUGCAAAAAAAUGCAGGGAAAGAAAAUGUCAAUGGAGAAACCAAGGAAAAUGGACAGCAAAAAAAUGUUGAGGCUUUGGAAAAAGAUGGUCUUAAACCUAGCAAUGCUCAACAGUUGAAGAAAACUAAGUUAGGGUCCAGAAAUGUGGAGGAAGAAAAGACUGGAGAAGAAAAAGAAGAAAUUAAUGUUCAAGAGGCAAAGCUCCAAGAUGAGGGCUUGAAAGCUGAAGUAGUGAAGAAGCUAGAGGAGCAAAAAAAGGUUAGAGAGGCACAGCUGGAGAAAGAGAAACAGAAAAGUAAUGAGCCACAACUGUUGAAGGAUGAAAAAUCGACAGCCAGAGAAACAAAUCUCUUAGAAGAGGGGAAGAGGAAGACUAAGGGGGCACAGCUGCUCGUAGAAGAGACGCAUAAAGCUAAAGAGGCACAGGAGAAGGAAGAAAAGCUUAUAAAUAUUGAAGCACCAUUGCUGGAGAAUGAGGAAUUAAAAGCUAAAAAGAUGCAAUCACUUGAGGAAGAACAAUGUAAGGCUGCAGAGGCACAGUUGGAAGAUAAAGUAAAAGUGUCUAACCAUACAGAACUUUCGAAAGCAGUCCAAACACUGUCAAAGGAAAAGCAGUGUGUGCAAGAAAACGUGAAAAUAGGGAGCCAACAGACUGAACCGAUCAUGAGACUUAAAGGACCGGUUCUUGCUUCAGCUGUGGAGACGAUGGUUGGGAAUAUCAAAAAUGAGCAGGAGAAGCAUAAUUGUCCAAAGCUGAUAGACGAGAAGAAACCGUCAACUCCAGAGAAACGUAUAAUUCAGGUUCCACAAGUACAGCAAGCUCCACCAGUGUUGGGAAUUGGAGUUCCCCUGUUAAAAAUGGAAACUCCAGCACCAAUUCUUAUCACACGGGUCUCCGUUCUACCAGAGCAUACAGUGAUUACACCUCCAAAACCAACGCCCUCUACCUCCACUUCUGACGCUUCAAAAAACUAUCGGGUUAUUGCUCCCAAAGUUAUUACAGUUCCAGAAGACCUCCAGACACAAACGCCAUCAUCCUCUGUUAGCACAGAGCCUUCUCUGUGGCCUGCAGGGGUUGACCCUUCCAUAUGGGAGGUUAGUUUGUGGCAAGAUAAUGGUGGUAAUUAUUCCAUUAACAAUUUCCAGGGCCUGGCUUAUCAGAUGCGUUGGCGCUCAGAUUACCUGAUGGACUACAAUGGACUGCGAGGAAGUGUGGUCUGCAUGUACUGUUGCUCCUCACUAACUGUACUGAAAGAUAGUAGCAUAAAAAGACACAUUGUACAGAAGCACCCUCAUACAUCCAACUUCUCUGCUGAGCAAAAGGCAGCUGUCCUCCUUGACUGGGAAAAUAAGCUGGCUGAAGUAAAGAAACUAAUUGCAAAGCAUAACAUGGAAGGAAUUGUUCUAGGAGAUCUAGGAAUACCUCCAUUACAAGUUCCUGAAUGUGAUCCUGUGGAGGACGAGGAGCAGGAAUCUAGCUGGGCUGGAGCAUUGUCAGAAGGGAAAGGUGCUUCUUGGGAAUUUGCUUUUGGCAGACCGCAAGGAAGUGUUCCAAAGGACGUACGCAAGUACCAGCAUGACCGUUGGAAACUAGAAUUCCUAAUGGAUUACACCCCAAGCAAGGAUGGCUUGAUCUGUAUGGUAUGCGGAGUGACAUUAAUAAACCCAAAAACCAGCACUGUGAAGAUGCACAUCCAGCAGAAACAUCCAGAUACCAUUUACUUGAGUGAUCAAGAGAAGGCAGUAGUGAUUGAAGAGUGGGAGCAAAGACUGAGUGCUGGCAAGAAAGGAUCAGGUCACCAAGCCGGAGAUGAUGAAAUCUGUAUCGAAAUAAAAGAAGACUCGACAACCUCCGAAUCUCAUGGGACCAGUUCAGCAACCAGCACUCCACGUACUGAAAUAAUUCUUCCAACCAUCCCCAAGCCUUCUAAGACUACCGCUUCUCUACCUCCACCGUGUAAUAGUGCCAAGCGGAGCUACCAGGUUCGUUGGCGCACCGAAUUCAUGAUGGACUAUGACUGUCGUCGGCAGGGCCUUAUCUGCAUGGUAUGUGGUGGUACACUGGCCACCCUGAAAGUCAGCACAAUUAAGCGCCACAUUGUCCAGGUGCACCCUUACUCUGUAGACUUCACGCCUGAAGAGCGUCAAAGGAUUUUGGAGGCCUACAGCGAAAUGGCCCUACAUUACAUCCAUUCAGAAGAGUGUUUUAAAGCCCAACCCCAGGAGGAAGUGAAAGGCCGUAAAAGAAAAGCGGCUGCAGUGGAGGAUGCAUGAGGUUCCUUUAAAUUAUACUUAAGCAUAGGGGGAACUGUCUAUACCCAGGGCCUACAUAAUGUAUUCCUACAGCUGUGGUGCAUUGCACAUUCAAAUGGUAUUUGUUCAUCCUAUUCAUUCCCAUGUUGAAACUGGCAGAGGUUCGAAUUCCCUCCUCUUCCUCAGAAACGUUUACAGAGACUGCUUUUCGCCCCUUGCUAAAAGACUAACGGCACAUUGCUUAUGAGUUUUGUCUCAGCCACCUCCUUCGAGCAGCCUGUAACUAUGCACCUCUGUUUCAUCUGUGUGACCUACCAUUACUACAUCUACCAACAAAACUGUGUCUUUGUCUUCUGGAGAAAACAAAGGAGCAAUUGCAAUCUUUUUAUAACCCUUAAUUUAAACCGAAAGGCUUAUUGUUUAUUACAACUAUUGUGGUCCUUUGAUGACUUAUUUCAGGUUUUCUGUUAAUCGGAAACAAAUGCUUUUAUUGGCUAAAGAAAAACUAUGAUGGAAAUUACAUUGCAGAAAAAAAGCUGCAUUGCAAGCUGUUUUUAAUUUUUAAUUUAUCGUUUUCAUAUACUUUCCUCACUCAUACAAUUUUUAUUUAUUUUUUUGCUAGACUAGGGAAUGUCACCCCUGUGGAUGUCUUAAGCAUCACAGUUGAUGCCUGGUGCUUAGAUGUAACUAUCCUUUAUGAAGCAGAAAAUAGAGCUAUUGUAUAUAGCACCUGAAUUUCACACGGUUGGGAAAGGGAUUUGUAGUACAUUUUCUUUGCUCAUAUGCCUAAACAAACAAGCUUUCCACAGUAAACUUGCAUUUCAUGGACUGGAUUUCAUACCAAAAAUUUGGUAGCAUACUUGGGGACCUUUUUUUUAUUUUACUUUUCCGAUUAUAUUAUUUGGUUGAGACAAGUGAACUGUACUCAAUAAAUGAAAUGAAGCAAUGUAUUGUAUUCUGUAAAUAAAUCUUGCAUUCUUGUAAA